GUAACUUAUGAGUAAACAUGUAACAUCCCCAAGUUGUAAUAUAUGGAAAGGUUUAAAAAGAUUGAUUAGGCUAACUAUGUCACUAAAAUUGACUUUUUUUUUUUUGAGCAUAUUCUGAAAGAACUCCAUAUUUAAGAGCAUCUCCAAGGGAACUCUAUUUUUUCCUCUCUAAUUUACACUAAAAUAUAAUAACUCUAUUUUAGAGUGAAAUAUAGAGAAAAUUAUAGUGUAGCAUUGGAGAUGGUCUAAGCAUAUUUAAGCUGAAGUAGUGGAAAGAUAGGUGAUCUAUCGGGAAGUGAUUCGCGAUAGCGUGCGAGUGAAGCCAAAACAUGAGAAAAUGUCAAGUGGUGAUUACAAGAUCAGUAAACAAUGAUUUCGAGUUUUUAAAAAAAUUAACGUACCGAUCGCUGGAACGGAAUAGACCGACAGACUGAGAAAAUAGACGUGGAUGGCCCAUUAGCCGUGGACGGUCGGAACGUUACAAAAUACACGUAAGUAUAUACGGGAUUUUUCAUUUAAACAAUUGUUUUAGAAUAUGAUUAAAACUCCACUUUACGUUAUUUUCUAUAUCAAACUCCAAAGAAAGAAAACAGUAACCUAUCGUUGUGGCAGGUGAUAAAUUAAUUGGGGCGUGUAACAUUGUGACAUAUAUAAUAGAUCAAUUGGACCGCCUCCUUGCAAUUUAUUUAAUUUGCGUAAUAUUUGCUACGACGGUCCCGCCAAAUAUUCAACUACUAAGAGCAUCAGCAUGUUCACAAAAUAUUUUUUUAUUUUUUUUUUCUGUUUGAUUUUUAUUUUUAUUUUUUUUAAAAAGUUAUUAAUCGGACCAAUCGCGAGUCGCCACGUGUCGUGGAGUCCGUGCUACAGUGAUGAUCCGGGUUCAAUGCAGUGAACUCCCAAGAAACAGGUUCAUUGCUUUUGUUUAUUUUAAUAUUUUUUUUUCGAAAACUGUGUAAAUUCCCCGUAGAGUUCACUGAUGCGGAUGCUCUAAGAUCAAUUAUUCAAUCAUGUCAAAAAGACUACAAGUCUAACUUAAUAGAGAAACUAAUUAAGAAUACCAUAUCUUAGCAGAGAAGUCCGACCACUCUAUAUAACAAAUCACUGAUGUGAUUUAGGUGCACUGUUUACGUAAGCACGAGAUCGCCUUGACUUACCACUUAACAAAUUAUAUAUUUUGUUUCAUUAGAGAUAUCGUGAGAAGAAAGUAAAAUAUAUAGUUGGUUAGAAGUUACACAUUGUAUAUAAAUAAGCACUAAGUUUCACCUCCGAUUUAAUUUAUGAUUAAUUUGAUGAUAUCCUUCCUUAGAGUUUACUUUUAACCAUCUUGCAUGGAAUCAUUCAACUUUGUUUUAAAUAUAUAAUUUGGUUAGAAGUUACACAUUGUAUAUAAAUAAGCACUAAGUUUCACCUCCGAUUUAAUUUAUGAUUAAUUUGAUGAUAUCCUUCUUUAGAGUUUACUUUUAACCAUCUUGCAUGGAAUCAUUCAACUUUGUUUUAAAUAUAUAAUUUGGUUAGAAGUUACACAUUGUAUACAAAUAAACACUAAGUUUCACCUCCAAAUUAAAUUUAUGAUUAAUUGGAUGAUAUCCUUCCUUAGAGUUUACUUUUUAACCAUCUUGCAUGGAGUCAUUCAACUUUGUUUUAGUGUCUUGACUUAGCAAUUUGAUAAUUUAAAACUUGUUAUGUGAGGUCACGGGGGAAUAUAUUACGUAGUGACGGAGAUAGCAGGAGAAAGAAAUCAAGAUAUUGGUCAUAGAAUUAUAUCAUAAGUGGAAAUUUUCAACAAGUGGUCCAAUUAUAAUUUUGGAUUAGUUGGUGAUUUUCCCUAACCACCAAUAUAUAAUGUGCUUUGAAUGAACACAUUUUAUGGCAUCCACUGUCCACCGGCCACCGGAUCAUUUGGGCAUCUUGAGGGAAUGAUCUUGAGCUAACAUAUCAACAUGAGGAUUUAUAUAUGGAGGAUAAUUGAUUUUUUUAUGAAAUGUUAAAUUUAUUGAUCAUCGCUAAAAGAGUAUAUGUACAUGUAUAAGGUAUAAGCUAACAUAGAAAACUGUUAUAGAAAGAAAACUCAAAGUUAAACUGUGUGAGCACCAAACCACCUGCACAAUUAAUUUGAUGAUUGAUUAAGUCAUUGAUCAAGCAAAUAGCUUACAACCACUGCUGAAACUGCCAACAUUUUAUUCUGAUAUACUACAAUAUGUUUGCUUGAUCAAUGACCAAAGCAGGAGAUCGGACCAACUUAAUAAUGAAGAAAGUAGGUUAGGUACUUAGGUUUGUAAGACAGGGAAAUGGUAGUGUGGCCAGGUACAAUGGUGUUUAGGUACUUUCAACAUAGAACCAAACACACAUAUAUGGCCUAAUGGUUUAUCUUCUCCGUUAUUCGAUGGAAUGUAUAUACAAGGUUCUUCAUAACUGGCAGAAAUAUGUAUGGAUGCUACUGCAGGUCAAAAUAUUAGUUACUAGCUAAUGUAUUUGUAAUAAAAUAUGAUAUUGACCAUGUGAUCCACCAAUAUCCUCAACGUGAGUUCGAUCGUGUGGUGACUAAAUGGUAGUUUUUCUAUAGAAUUCUCAUAUAGUUUUGCUCAAAGACAUUAUGAUAAUAAUAUAUAUAAAAAAAUCUGUAUUAUGUAGGACAAAUGUGGUGGUAGCUAGAUCUUGCCAGGAACCAAUAAAAUAUUUGUAUUUUUUAUAGUAUGCAAAAAUACAGACAAAUUAUGAAAUUAAGUUCAAAAAAAAAAAUACAGACAAUCAUAUAUCUCAGUUUUGUCAUAUUAAACAUGUACAUAUAUAUAGUGCCUAUUUUUAGAAGAGAAAGAAUAUCAAGUUGCAUGGUUUCAUAUUACAGUUUUGAUAAACAGUACAGAUUUGUAAGGGUUGAUAUUAAUUUCUCAUAAACGUAACAGAUUUAUGACUUUUAUCCGUGUCGAUAAAUAAAAUUGUGUUAUGAGUGGAAUGGUAUAUAAUAAAAGUUAAAAUAUAGACUCCGACUGUCUUUAACUCCAGAUCUGCUCAAUAUGGGAGUGACCGUCGUGCACUGCACUCUGCUCAGUCUGUUAAAGAAGAAAAUAACUUACACAGACAACACCAUGUGCUAUCUUUGUAAUCUAAUUUAGCACAUUAGUCGAGUCUCAAGAAAAUACAAUAAGAAGUAGUAUAUUUUGGUAUUUUAUAGUCGAUGUAUGAAAUAGUAAAAUUAUUUUACGGUCUUAUAGAUUUUUUUCUCAACAAUUUUAUUUUACAAAACUGCAGUUGGAUUUAAUUUCAUUCAUCAAUAUUUUAAAAUAUAACAAAACAAACAAUAAUCGUAUGUAAAUUUUCACCCAAGUUUUUUUUAACGCUGAUUUAUUAUGAUCUUACAAUUAUGAUAUAGGAAAGAUUACAUAGACAAUUCGACAACCGACAAUACUAUCUGUCUUAUGAAGACCUACGUCUAACUGCAUCACCUGAGCCGUCCUAUGAAGAUCCACGUCUGGCCAGAUUUACUUGCAUCAUGUUAAAGAUCCACACCUGGCCAAAUUUUCACCUAAGUUAAUUUCAGUAUUUUGUUAUUACCCUUUUCAUGAUCUUAUCGUUAUAUAAUGUUUCCGAUAAGAGUAAAUCAUAUAAUUCAUUAGUAUUUCUAUAUUACAAUGGAGUAUAUGUGAAGUUUGAUUAUCAAUAAAUGCAUUUAUAGUAUCUAACAGUUAUCUUUGUGAAACAAAUUUUUCAAUUUUUUUAUGGAAGAAAGGCAAGUAAUAUAUAUAGAUUAAUAGUUUAGUACUAAUGUCAUUCAAUGUAUUCGUAGACCAUUGCACCCUUUAUGAAUUAAGAUGGUAGUUUGAUAAAAACAAAAACAUACACCUCACACACUAACCUAACCUGCGGUAGAAACUUCAAUAAUAAUGAAGUGGUUCACUACUAAUUCAAACUAUACUAUAUAAGUGUAUAACAAUAACUAAUUUGCAAUAUUAGACACAAGAAAUAAAUAAAUAAAUAUAUUAAGUUACAAAUUUUGGUAAUCAAUCGAAGUUAUUAAUUUAAACUAGACUAUCAAUGUUUUUAUUUAAAAGUAGUAAUAGAAUUGGCUAUAAAUGAACCCAUAGGAGCUACCAUAGGAACUCAUCACAAAUCCUCUAGAACUGAAACUAAAUAGUAAAGAAAAAAAAAGUAUCAAUGCAAAUGACAAAACCACACGCCGCCAUGUUUUCAAGUCCCGGAAUGGGCCACCUCAUCCCGGUGAUCGAGCUCGCUAAACGUCUCUCCGCUAACCACGGCUUCCGCGUCACCGUCUUCGUCCUCGAAACCGACGCAGCCUCCGCUCAGUCCAAGUUCUUAACCUCGAGCGGCGUGGACUUCGUCAACCUUCCAUCGCCGGACAUUUCUCAACUAGUGAACCCCGCAGAUCACGUGGUGACCAAGAUAGGAGUCAUUAUGCGUGAAACGGUUCCAGCCCUCCGUUCCAAGAUCGCCGAGAUGAAUCAAAAGCCAACGGCUCUGAUCAUCGACUUGUUCGGAACAGAUGCUUUAUGUCUAGCAUCAGAAUUCAAUAUGUUGACGUAUGUGUUGAUCGCUUCCAACGCACGUUAUGUUGGGGUUGCUAUGUAUUAUCCAACUUUGGACAAAGAUGUCAAAGAAGAGCACACGGUACAAAGAAAACCGCUUGAAAUACCGGGAUGUGAACCGGUUCGAUUUGAAGAUACCAUGGACGCAUACCUGGUUCCGGACGAACCGCUGUACCGGGAUUUUAUUCGUCACUGUCUAGCCUACCCAAAAGCUGAUGGCAUUUUGGUGAAUACAUGGGAUGAAAUGGAGCCUAGAUCAUUAAAAUCCCUUCAAGACCCAAAACUUUUGGGUCGGGUCGCUCGUGUACCGGUUUACCCUGUCGGUCCAUUAUGCAGACCGGUUGAAACAUCGGAAACCGAUCACCCGGUUUUGGAUUGGUUAAAUGAACAGCCAGAUGAAUCGGUUCUCUACAUCUCCUUCGGGAGUGGCGGUUCUCUAACGGCUAAACAGCUAACCGAACUGGCUUGGGGGCUCGAGCAGAGUCAGCAACGGUUCGUCUGGGUGGUUCGACCCCCGGUGGACGGUUCUUCUUGCAGCGAUUAUGUCUCGGCUAACGGAGGAGGCGGAGCCAAAGACAGCACGCCCGAAUACUUACCGGAAGGGUUCGUGACACGUACUUGCGAUAGAGGUCUCGUGGUCCCAUCAUGGGCCCCACAAACUGAAGUUCUUGCUCAUAGGGCCGUUGGUGGGUUUUUGACACAUUGCGGUUGGAACUCGACGCUAGAAGGCGUGGUUAGCGGCGUGCCGAUGAUCGCGUGGCCGCUUUUCGCCGAGCAGAAUAUGAACGCGGCGUUGCUCAGCGACGAACUUGGAAUCGCCGUCAGAGCUGAUGAUUCGAAGGAGGCAAUAACUAGAUCGGAGAUUGAGGCGGUUGUGAGGAAGGUUAUGGCGGAAGAGGAAGGUGAAGAGAUGAGAAGGAGAGUUAAGGAGCUGAGAGACAAGGCAGAGAUGUCGUUGAGCAUCGACGGUGGUGGUUCGGCGCACGAGUCGCUUUGCAAAGUCACGGAGGAGUGUACACGGUUUUUGGAACGUGACAGGGACUUGGCACGUGGUGCUUAGAACUGCUUAUCGUUUUCGGACUGUUUGAAAGUUGAAACUGCGUGUCGUGUUUCAAAAUUAGUGUAUUUCCACUGUGUAAUAGAAUAAAUAGAUAUAUGUAUUUUGAAUGGUGUGUAAAAUACUACUUUUGGUUAUAUAUUUAUCGACUAGUUUGCCAUUGUAAUAUAAUUAUCAGUGUUUUGUAAUA
Brassica rapa (field mustard) is the source of this 5788-nucleotide messenger RNA. RefSeq names its product UDP-glycosyltransferase 72E3. Gene Ontology annotation, molecular function: coniferyl-alcohol glucosyltransferase activity. The record is from RefSeq and is a predicted model, not a curated record. NCBI's taxonomy places the organism in Eukaryota, Viridiplantae, Streptophyta, Magnoliopsida, Brassicales, Brassicaceae.